AUGAGCGUUCAACGAGCUUGUUACCAAGUUUCGGGCCCAAAAAUUGCUAGAGAUGCUUCAUCGCGCAGAGCGACAAAUUUUUACCACACUCCGUUGACUGCUGUAUACACAAAUGGCACACUAGUUUCAAGUACGACACGCGCGGCAUACACAAAGCCCUUUAGUCAACCAAAGAUUAUGUCACCUGGGAAUUGUUCGUCGACUCAAAGAAGCAACUACGUUACCUCCUUGUCUAUAAUUCCAAAAGAGAAGAUUCCACAGGUCGUAAUCUUGCCGAGUAUUGAUAGGGAUAUUACUGUACCUUCCGCAAGAUCCGUAUCGCCGAAAAAUCCUGUCCCUACAAGUGGGGAUAAAAAGAUCCGAGAAUCGCGGACUAACGCAAAAGCAAGUAAGUUACCGGCCAAAAAAUAUAUCUCUUGCCUUCACACUUCGUUAAGUACUGAGUGGAGGAAAGACAGCGUUGAUCAAGAAAGUUACGGCGAGGACAAGGCGCAGAGGACUUCACUUCAAAUUGAGUGCAAUAACAAAACAAAGAGUACACGAACGACAGCGAGUGCUGCUCCUUCAAUUUCUCGCGUCGGCGAUAAAAAUUAUUCAAAAGCGGUACCCCAUCGAACUGACCCAGAUCUUAGCGGCCCGUUUUUAGAUUGCAAAAACUGUGAAGAAAACACAGGCAUGAACAACCAGACAGUGCGCGUUCAGCGUUUACCAGCGUCCGGAAAAAGUUUUACAAUUAAAGAUAUUAUACAUCACGAUGAAAAGCCGCGUUCAGGCAAAAACACAUCUGCUGUCUCAGCGCCGCGCGGCCUAGGACAGCCAACUAGACAGGGUUUACGUCCGCGAAUGCUUCCGAAAAGUCGAUUUCGAGUCAAAAUUCAGAAAUGCCAUCACAAGAGUGUCAAUAUUUCAGAUGCUCAUGACUGCACAGUGGACAACAAAGAGAAAAUUCUGGAAAAGGAAAGCAGAAGCGUUGUUGUUCAAGAAAAAAGUCCACAAAGAUCAUUUUCUCUUCAGAGGCUUAAUUUUUAG
Messenger RNA from Porites evermanni, 1029 nucleotides. The record is from the annotation of a GenBank genome assembly. NCBI's taxonomy places the organism in Eukaryota, Metazoa, Cnidaria, Anthozoa, Scleractinia, Poritidae.